AUGGGAGAGAAGCUGCUCUCUGGCUUUCAACUCAUGAAGUGUGCAAGCAAAGAGCAGCUACUGGAUGAGGACCGAAUCAGUCAACUCCCUAAUGAAAUUCUUAUCUAUAUCCUCUCUUUUCUAAGGCUUGAAGAUGCUAUGAGAACAAGUGUUGUUUCGAAACGUUGGAUUGAUCUUUGGACCUUCACUCCUAGCCUAGAUUUCGAUGCUUCAAGUGAUUUGGCUGAAAUUGAGAAAUUAGAUGUUGCAUGGCGAAACUCAAGAGAGCAUGUUAGUUUUCUCAUGUUGAGGCAUCAGAAACGAGAGAAGUAUGUUGAGUGGGUUAACAAGGUGCUGUUGCAAUCACAGAAAUCCUUGGAUUUGGAAACGUUCAGAAUUCGGUUUGAUUUGAAUCAGUCUUACCGAGAUGAUAUUGAUAAAUGGCUUGAGCAUGCUUUUGCUAGGAAGACAAAGAGACUGGAUAUUACCGUGGGUAAUGUUUCUACUAAAAAGCCCUACGCUUUUCCUCCAAGCCUCCUUCUUGCAACAUCUCAUUAUGGGUUCAAGUCUCUCAAGGCUUUGAGUUUUAGUUAUAUACGAGUGUCUGGCAGAGUUCUCAAAUUUUUCUUGCAUAACUGUCCUUUUCUCGAAUGUCUGGCAGUGGUGCACUCAAGUUGUCUUAAAACUUUAGAAGUGUGCGGCUCGUCUCUUCUGCUGAAAAAUCUGGAGAUUAUAGCCUGUCGUAAGUUAAGUUCCCUCACUAUAAGUGAUUCAAAUUUAGUUUCACUUAAAACUACUAACGGGAACAGAUUGAGGCUUAAGAAUGUUCCUAUGCUUGUCCAAGUAUUAGUUGCUGGAUGGUCUCCGAGUUUGGUUGUCGGUGUUAUUUCCUGGCUCUCCUGUCUCUGGUCCCAACUCCAAGUUCUUACAAUACGAGCAAGGGUUUCGGAAAAUGAUUCUAAAGUUGUGGUUCCUCGACUCCCUAAAUUGAAGCAAUUUUGUUUAUCUGCCUUGGCAUACAAAGAUUCUAGCCUGAUCCCUUUUACUUCUUUUAUAAGGGCAUCACCCAACUUGGAAAAGUUCACACUGGAGUUGGAUUGGAUGUCUAAUACAGUUAGAAGGCGUAGAGAACACAAGAGAGGUGUAAACUUUGGUCUUGAACAACUUAAAGAAGUUGAAUUACGUGGAUGUUACGGUCGAACAGCUGAAGUUGAACUUGUUGAGUACUUGUUAGAAAAUGCGGUUGCCCUCCGGAGAAUUGUUGUCGACCCUCGUAGUCAGCCAUUCUAUGGAGUUGCUUCUACCUAUGACAACCCUGAGGAGCAGAGAAAUGCUAGAAAGUUUGCCCAACAUCAGUUGCAGAAUCUAGUGCCUUCACAUGUUGAGUUGGUGAUUCUUUAG
Messenger RNA from Oldenlandia corymbosa var. corymbosa, 1380 nucleotides. The record is from the annotation of a GenBank genome assembly. NCBI's taxonomy places the organism in Eukaryota, Viridiplantae, Streptophyta, Magnoliopsida, Gentianales, Rubiaceae.